AUGCGAAAAGUUGACAUGCGGACUAUACCAUGGUUAUCUUUUCUGUAUUUACUUUGCUUCCUCGACAGAACGAGUAUUGGAAAUGCAAAGCUGUACAACAUGGAGGCGCAAUUAGGACUAACUGACACUCAGUAUUUGAUAUGCCUGACGAUUUUCUUUAUAUCCUACGCAUUAUUCGAGGUGCCCUCAAACGUCGUCUUGAAACGUCUAAAACCCUCCGUAUGGCUUUCGACGCUCAUGGUUCUUUGGGGUAUCAUGAUGGUUGUGCAAGGCCUAGUGCACAACUACAGCGGUCUACUAGUAAUGAGAUGGAUGCUUGGCGCCUUCGAGGCUGGACUUUUUCCCGGAGUCACCUACUAUCUCUCAUGCUGGUAUAAGCGUUCGGAAUUUGGUGUCCGCGCUGCCAUAUUCUUCUCGGCUGCGACCAUUUCUGGCGCAUUUGGUGGCCUUCUCGCUGUCGGCAUAGCCAAGAUGAAUGGGAUCGGUGGAAAGCCUGCCUGGGCGUGGAUAUUUAUCAUCGAGGGCCUUGUUACCGUCGUGGCAGGUGCUGUCUCUUACUGGAUUAUCGUCGACUUCCCGGACAACGCAACGUUCCUUACCGAGGCCGAGCGGACUGUCGUUAUUCGCCGCCUGCAGGGUGACGCCCAGUUCAGUGCUGCUGGAGAGAAGAUGCAGUGGCGACACAUCAAAAAGGCACUGACCGAAUGGAAAACCUACCUUGCCAUGAUUGUCUACGCCGGAAUUGACAUGCCUUUGUAUGCAUUCGCGUUGUUCUUGCCGAGUAUCAUUAACCACGUGAGAUACUCUGCAACUAAAGCGAAUCUACUAACCGUCCCUGUUUAUGCGCUUGCUUGCAUAUCUACUUGCCUCGUCGGCUUCCUCGCCGACCGGCACGGCAACCGUGGGAUGUUUAACUUCAUUCUGCUUUCCAUCGCCGGUGUUGGAUACAUCAUCUUGAUAGUCUCCCGCGACGCCGCAUUGUCAUACUUUGCGGUAUUCUUAUCUGCUUGCGGCAUUUACCCUUGCAUUCGUGAUGCCUGGAUGUCUAACAAUUCAGAGGGAACAUACAAGCGUAGUGUCGCUCUUGCGAUGGUCAUCAGCUGGGGUAACUUGCAAGGCGCCGUUAGUUCCAACGUCUAUCGUGCAAACCAGACACCUUGGUACCCAUUAGGCCACGAACUUGUGCUGAUGUACAUCGGAACUGGUCUCAUCGCUACGGCCACAUUCAGGUUCCUCUUAAAGCGGGAGAACGCUCGUCGGGACCGCGGAGAGCGAGACGAAAUCAUCGAGGGACGUGAGGGAGGCUUUGAAGUCAACGGUCGUUUCGCAAGCGUUGAAGAUGCCAAGAGGGAAAAGGGAGACGAAUGGAGUGGGUACAGAUACACUCUAUGA
Suillus plorans is the source of this 1392-nucleotide messenger RNA. RefSeq names its product MFS general substrate transporter. NCBI's taxonomy places the organism in Eukaryota, Fungi, Basidiomycota, Agaricomycetes, Boletales, Suillaceae. The transcript is spliced from 14 exons. Gene Ontology annotation, cellular component: membrane. Gene Ontology annotation, molecular function: transmembrane transporter activity. The record is from RefSeq and is a predicted model, not a curated record. The coding region runs from base 1 to 1392 and encodes 463 amino acids. Gene Ontology annotation, biological process: transmembrane transport.